GUUGCGAUUCGGAAGUAUUGAGGGCGAGAAUCGGCAUCAUCUAAAUGCGCUAGGAGAACGGAGAAGUUUCCAAAGUCCACUGAGUUGUAAGCAACGGUGGAACCGAGAACAAGUCGCGCCGCGACGCUACUAUAUGUUGAACGAGGGUCUUGCUGUUGCGACGUCCAAUUCAUUCAGUAGGAUUACGGCGCUUCGUAGCUUCGCCGCGCAUUAGCAUACAACUUGCAAGGGAGUUAUAUACGAGUCUUCUAUCUAAUCGGCAUUUUCAUAGAUUACACCCCGGUAGGUAGCUAGAUAUUAGAGCCAACGUUUUUCUACCCUUCCCAUUCCUCACUUGCUCCAAUCUGUUUUUGCCAUCCCCUCUAUGACGCCAUGGCUGAAAUUAAAAUCAAGGAAGGCAAGGCGCCUUUCAAAAUCGCAUCAAUUGAUGAGUCAUGUUUCACUUAUUAUAAGAUCAUUGGUGAUCUUUCCAGCGGACUUCCUCCAGUUGUUGUAGCUCAUGGCGGACCUGGCGCUGGGCACGAGUAUCUCCUCACAUUCGCUGAUUUAUGGCGGAAUUACGGCCUCCCGGUCGUCUUCUACGAUCAAAUAGGCUGUGCUUCAUCCACACAUCUCCAGCACAAAGCUGGCGACCGGUCUUUCUGGCAGGAGCAAUUAUUCCAAGAUGAGUUGGAUAAUUUGAUAGAUCAUCUCGAGCUGCGCCGCGACCCCGGCUUUCACUUCCUCGGCCAGAGUUGGGGAGGUAUGCUUGGUGCAGCCUUUGCUGCCCGCCAGCCCCAGGGGCUCCGGAGACUGGUACUCGCUAGUGCGCUUGCGAAUAAGGAGCUUGCUACUCGCGGGACGAAGCUGUUGAGAGAACAGAUGCCACCAGAUAUGCGACAAGCACUUGAGGAGGCCGAGAAAAAGGCCGAAUAUGAGGGUCCUGCGUAUAAAGAGGCACUGGACUUUUACUUCAGGAAGCACGUGUGUCGCGCCGAGUCCUAUCCGCCGGUAGAUCUUCUGCCGGCUUUGAAGAACUUGAGUGAGGAUACAACGGUAUAUCGCACAAUGAACGGCCCCUCGCCCCUCACAGCAGACGGAACGUUAGACAAAUGGACUGUCAUUUCGCGCCUCCCAAAGAUUAACGUUCCGACGCUCGUCUACAACGGCGAGUUCGACACCUCACACGACAUCGCCCAAGUACCGUUUUUCGAGCUCAUUCCACGGGUUCGCUGGAUUACGUUUCCGAAUGGCGGCCAUAUGUGUCAUCUAGAAGAAGGGCUGCGAGAAAGGAUCUUGAAGGUCGUUGGCGAGUUUCUAACACAGAAGGAAGUUGUCGAUGUAUAGCAAGUUUCUUCAAGAAUUCGUCCGGUAGAACGGGGACAAUGACAAUAAAAGCACACUCUUCAUUAACAUGACCCGACCAUUACGGUCGCCAUUCCAUUCCGGGAAAGCCAAUGACCCAGAUGCUUGUAAGAUUAUCUAAAGCUAAAAAUUUAAGAUGUCAUCAUGACGAUGUGUACCUGAGUUAGUCAUAGAGCGAGUCAUGUCUAAAAUUCACCAUACCCAUAGCAACGCAUACUCAAAUACGGUUCCAGAUUGCCAAGAUUAACAUCAUUCCGUAUUCUGGCUGUAGCUGAAAAUGCCGGUGAUUCCAUGGGUUAUCAGGGUGGGAGACCAUCCUGGUUCGUCUGCUGAGGAGAUCGCCAAUGAACCCGACUGGGAUUCGCGCCAUCCUCAUCAUAUCGGCUUUAAAGACGAAAACCGCGUUGCCGGUAUUACUCAUAGGAACGAUGAUUACGACGAAGAAAUUAGCGAAGCCAAAGAGCAAUGGAAAGAGUUGAAGAAAGAAAAGAAGGAAGGUGAACUCUUGAACUUCAGGGAUAUCAUCACUCAUCAGAAGGUUGGCAAUCAUUCUAAUCGUCGUAAUCCUUGUUCUUCAAUUGAAU
Molecule: messenger RNA, 1928 nt
Organism: Hypoxylon trugodes
Lineage: Eukaryota; Fungi; Ascomycota; Sordariomycetes; Xylariales; Hypoxylaceae
Product: proline-specific peptidase
Exons: 2
Coding region: 373-1326 (317 amino acids)
Biological process (GO): proteolysis
Molecular function (GO): peptidase activity
Source: RefSeq, a predicted model, not a curated record